AUGACUUCAAAAUAUUUACCCAUCAAAUAUUCGGAACAUAAAAAUGUCACCACAAAGCGCCUCCAAUGCGGCGGCGGCGCCGCGCCGUGCCACGCGCCGCGCGUGGUGAGGAUCUUCGUGACGGACGGCGACGCCACCGACUCCUCCGGCGACGAGAGCGACUACACCUGCGGCCGCCAGGUCCGCCGCCACAUCAACGAGAUUCGGCUGGAGAGGGCCCACCACUGCGGCCAUCAGGCGCCGGUCCGCCGCCGUGCCGGCGACAGAGAAAACGCCGGAAAAUCAGGCGCGAAGAAGAAAAACAAGCGGCCCCCGGCGCCGUUGCCAGCGGCGGAGAGUGGUGAGGGAAGGAAAUUCCGAGGCGUGAGGCGGCGGCCGUGGGGGAAAUGGUCGGCGGAGAUUCGGGAUCCGGCGCGGCGGGCGAGGGUUUGGCUGGGGACAUUCGGCACGGCGGAGGAGGCGGCGAUGGCGUACGACAAGGCGGCGAUCGAGAUACGCGGCCACAACGCCGUCACGAAUUUCAUGAGAGCGCCGCCGGAGCGGGCUUCUCCGGAGAGCACGAAAUAUUCCGACAAUGUGGAAAUAAUCGACGGCGGCGGCGGCUCGCCAAUUUCGGUGUUGGGAUUGUACGGAAAUGAUGUGAAAAAUGAGUACGAGGUUUCGAGGGAAGAAUCUCUGCCGUUGGAUGAUGAUUAUGAUUCACUCUUGGAGCAUUUCGAUUUCGAUGAUUUGCCGUUGAUAUGCGACGAUAUUAGUGUAUCUAAACUAGAAAUCGACGAUUUCGGAUCCUUAGCUUGGGAUUUUGGCUCCUUAAUUUAA
This is a messenger RNA of Salvia splendens (bonfire salvia), 819 nucleotides long. Its product is annotated as ethylene-responsive transcription factor ERF071. Gene Ontology annotation, molecular function: DNA-binding transcription factor activity; DNA binding. Gene Ontology annotation, biological process: regulation of DNA-templated transcription. Bases 1 to 819 code for a protein of 272 amino acids. The transcript has a single exon. Lineage: Eukaryota; Viridiplantae; Streptophyta; Magnoliopsida; Lamiales; Lamiaceae. The record is from RefSeq and is a predicted model, not a curated record.